AAAUACUGACAGUAAUGGAGAAAGUGGACGUGAUGUGAAAAGUUUCGAAGUUCCUUUGCCGCUUCGUAGAUUUUUAGGCCAGUAUAGAAUCAUGGAAGAAUUAUUUCAGAACGGAAAUUAUCAGAGGGAGGCGAAUGCGAAUAUAACCACUAUGGAAACACAAAAGGAAGAUUCAUUGCUUGAUCACAUGGAAAUCUCAAUAGUUGAAACUGAAAAGCGAGCAAAUGGAGCAUUGAACUUAAGAGAGUUUUAUACAGUCUACCUCAUUGAGACUAAAGUUACAGAUCCAGAUUUUAAAGGUGCACUUACCAAAGUAAGUUCUCUCUGGCGUCGAUAUACGGAAUUUGAACUGCUCCGAACUUAUUUAGAAAUUUCUUAUCCAUAUAUUGUACUGCCUCCAUUACCAGAAAAAAAAGUUUUAUAUGCAUGGCAAAAAGUUACCACUGAUACAUUUGAUCCAGAUUUUGUUGAUAGACGAAGAAUUGGUCUUGAGAAUUUUCUAUUAAGAGUAGCGACACAUCCUAUAUUGUCAGGUGAUGAACAUUUUAUGGGAUUUUUACAACAAAAGGAUGGAUGGAGGGAAAGUAUUAAAGAGACUGGUUAUUUGCAAUUAGUAGAAUCAAAAUUAAAAGCAUUGAGUGUAGCAGUACGAUUAAGAAAACCAGAUAAAAGAUUUGAAGCAAUAAAAAAUUAUGGAAUUGAACUUCAGAAUAAUUUAUGUAAUCUUCUUCGAGUACGUGCACGUCUUGUAGAAAAACAACAUAGUUUGUAUAAAUUACAUGCAAAUUAUGGUCGUGUAUUUAGUGAAUGGAGUGCCAUAGAAAGGGAAAUGGGUGAUGGAUUACAGAAAUCGGGUCACUACUUGGAUUCAUUAGCAGCGACAAUAGAUACAACUCUUGAAGAAGAGGAAUUAAUAGCAGAUCAAUUAAAAGAAUGGUUGUUUGGUGCUUCUGCAUUACAAGCUGUUAUCAAACGAAGAGAAGCUUUACAAUUAGCCAAAGAUGAAACUCAUGAUGCUCUAACUGCAGCAUUUGAGCAAAAAGAAAAAGUCAUACAAGGUAAAUCAGGUUUAAUGUCAAGAUUAUUUGUAUCUGUUGAUACAGAAGAAGUUCGUGAAUUAAAAAUGUUACAAUUAGAACAAAGGAUUGUACAACAUGAAGAAGCUGUUAAACGAGCAGAUGAAGAUUUAAAAUCUUUCUCUAUCAAAGCAAUGAUGGAUAUAGAGAGAUUUCAACAUCAGAAAGUCGUAGAUUUGAAAGAAAUUCUGGCAGCUUACUGUAUUUUACAAUUUAAGCUUGCUAGAAAGGGAUUGCAAGCUUGGGAGCAUAUCAAGAGUUGUCUGGAAAGUAUGCCAUAAAAAUUUUUUCUUAUUAAAAAUUGACAGAACAAUAAUUGUUCCACAUCUUUCGUGCGAUAUACAUUCCUAUAAUUAUAAACUCAUAUUACGCUUAUUCUUACGUCAAUGUACAAGAUUGUUUUUAUUAUUUAAUGUUAGAUUAGGUAAUAUUAAAUGAUAUAUACGUAUACAUAUGUCAUAUAUAUAUAUAUAUAUAUAUAUAUAUAUUAUAUAUAUAUAUAUAUACGCAUACAUAUACAUAUAUAUACAUACAUAUAUAUACACAAUUCAUGUUGAAUAUAGUUAUAUGAAACAUUAUUUAUUAUUUAAUAUUUAUAUAUUUAGUAUGUUCUUGUAAGAUUCAAUUAAUCAAUUGAUGAGAAUAUUCUGACAGUACUUAAAGUCAGAAAACAAAAUUUGUGUGGUUUAUAUGUAAUAUAAAUCAUCAAGCAAAAUUUUUCUAGAAUAUUAAUUAUUAAAGUUAGAAAUAUUAUUGCUGUAAUUUUUUAUUUAUUGUUUUUUAUCUGCUCAAUAAGCUUCAAUUUCUUCAUCAUCGAUUAAAUUCUUUAAUUGUAUCUUACUUUUCAAUGCAAUUGUUGCAUUUAUUUUUUGUAAUGCUAGAAAUCUUAGUAUUAUUAAUAAUUGAUAAAAUUUAAGAUUUAAUUUAAUUAUUUUCUAAUUUUUUUUACGUAUAUAUAUGAAUAGUUAUGAUUUUCUAUGUAUAUACCUGGUUAAAUAUAUAACUUGGUAUAAACUUAAAAAAUGUACAUAUGUUAGUUUCUUUCUUUUAUUUUUUAUUAGAAUUUUUAUUUAAUUAGAAUAUAUUAGAAUAUAUCAUAUUAUAUUAUUAAUUAGAAUAUUUUUUAAAUCAUAUAUUUUACAAUAUAUUGUAUGUAAAGUCAGUGUCUACUAUAUCAAUCUUACAAUUUUUCUAUAGUAAUGACAAUUUUUUGAAUUCUUUAUUUUAUUUGAUUUGAAUAUAAAAUAGAUCUAUAUUUUUUUUUAUAAAUCUUUAUUUGAUUUCUUAAAUUUUGUUUUAAUAUAGAUAUUAUUUUUAAAAACAUGUUAUACAUAUGUAUAUGUUAAAUAUAUUUAUUUAUUAAUAUUCUUUAUAAUUAAUAAUAUAAUUUAAUUAUGUUAUAUUUUUUCAAUAAAUAUAUAAUAUUUAUAGUAUAAGUAAUUAAUAUUAUUUGUAAUGAAUAAUUAAUUUGAAAAAUUUAUUGAAUAUUUUUAAAUUUAAUUGUAAAAAAAGUUCAAAAUCAUUUAAUAAUAAAUAAAAUAUAGAACAUA
Messenger RNA from Apis cerana (Asiatic honeybee), 2626 nucleotides. RefSeq names its product sorting nexin-4. Gene Ontology annotation, biological process: positive regulation of autophagosome assembly; protein transport. Gene Ontology annotation, cellular component: SNARE complex; plasma membrane; early endosome membrane. The record is from RefSeq and is a predicted model, not a curated record. Gene Ontology annotation, molecular function: phosphatidylinositol-3-phosphate binding. Lineage: Eukaryota; Metazoa; Arthropoda; Insecta; Hymenoptera; Apidae.